AUGAAGUGGCUUGGCGAGGCUCGCAAGCAUGAUCUGUGGGACUCAGAGGUCGAUAAGGCUAGGAGACUAGUCAAGCCGCCUGGAUGGGAGUCAGAUUCUGAUCAAGUGGUCAAGGUUAAGAUGGAGAAUAUCCUCUGGCUUGUUAAAGUCUUGAUCAACAAGAAAGGGAUGGAUUGCCGACCACACAGUCCCCCCGGUUCUGGACCGCCACCCUCCUCUAGAGGCAAAGGAAUGAAACGCCGAGUUGUUUCUAAACCCAAUGCGGAUCCGAAUGCUUCCAUCAGCCAGCUUGAAAAACCCCCAGCCAAACAAAGCCAACAAGUCGAGAUCGAUCUAAUGUCUUCAGAUGGCGAUGAACCUAAGCAAUCGACAAGUUCACAUACCUUGAUACCUGCAAAAAAGCCACCACUCGAGAUUAAUCUGAUCUCUUCGGAUGCUGAGGAACCGAAAGAAGCCAAAAGCUCGCUUCCGGUCCAAGUCAAACCUAACGCCAAACGACAGUAUGUCUCGACAGUUUCCGACUUACUGGAGCUGUGUCCCCUGUCAAAACCCAGCAAGGUGUGUGACCGAUGCAAGAUUGAAGACCUGUUCAGGAGGAAAGAGUUUUGGUGCCAUUGUGGAGCGAAGAAGAAGAACUUACACGGUGGACGAAUUGAGGGAGCACAAGAACACUGGAAAACCGCUACGUGUAUCAAGAAGACAGCCGAUAUUCGUUCCAGUAAAGUCCUGACGACUUUCUUUUCAGCUACGCCAAAGGACCCAGCAGUCGUCCAGCGUUUGAAAAGAGGCUACUCUGAGAUUGCAUGUCCUGGUUUAAACAAUGUCACAUGGAUUCAAUCACGAGCAACGCAGAGCAUCGAAACUUUUCUAGAGAAUACUUGUACAAUUUACCGCGGUAAUGUACGACACAAGCUGUGCAAGGAGCUCUUUGGCGAGAACGCUACCGAAAAGUCCUUAUCGAAGGCCGACAAGGCCAAAUUUCUAGACGCAUUAGAUGCACGCGCUAUUUGGCUAGUUAAACGGCACGGGUCUCGAAACGCUAUCUACUCUCCGGUGUGCCUCAAGACAUUCAUACACAGAAAAUCCGAUCCCAAUACGGCCUGCUCCAAGUGUUGUUCACUCAAAGAAGUCCAAAGUUUAAACAGUGCAAUCAAUCACAAAUACGCUGGAGCUGAUACCCUCAAGUUCACCAACGACACGCUUGUUGAGACUGAUGCGUAUAAUGCCAAACUUGUAGAGUUCCAUGACCUUCGCACAUGUGGAAAAUCUCUCGAAUCUUCGCAGGGUGGAGACUUUAGCAACUACUUAAACCAUGUUUCUAUCUUGGCAAAAAAAGGGCUCUUCAAGAAUCGUGAAGCUGUGAAAGGAUUAAUCAUGGGGGUUACGGUGCGAGCAGAGCGUGAAGAUGCAGGCAAGUCGCUUCGAGGAAUUCGUUCCGCUCUCAACCUGUUCACCAAAACCUUUGCCGGUCGAACCGCACGGAGUCAACGUCAAAUUCAAGCUCGUGAAGGUGGGAAAAUGGAGCCUGGGAUCCAUGUUGCCAACUUCACUCGAAUUGCAACCAACCUGGCAACCCUCGGUUACUCGGGCCCCAUUGCAGCGGCUUCUGAUCAGACAGUAUGUGUCAAAACGCUUCGACACCACAACGGUUUCUUGGUUGGUGCACAGGGGCCAGAUGUGCCCUUCAAAAAUGCAGAGGAGCUUCGCAGCUUAGUGGAGGAAAUAGUCAAGGAGGACAAAUUAUGCUCGCAGAUACGAGCAUAUACCAUCCAGGUACCUCUCCCAAAUGUUCCAACAUAUGUAGUAGCUCUCAUUGCUAGUCGAUCAAAUGAAGGAGCCGACGACAUCGCAUCAGAGCACGAGAAGGUCAUCACACUUGCUCAUGAGGCCGGAAUCAACAUUCUUUCAAUGGGAGCGGACGGAGCUGCGACCGAGUUCUCUGCUCAAGAAAAGCUAGUUCAAAAGUCGACCCAAUUUUAUAACUAUUCAAAAGCAAGUCUCAAUGUUUAUAUCAAGAUUCCACUUUUUGGAAAUCCACCCCGCCCAAUCAUAAGUAUUCAAGACCCCAAGCACGCUCGAAAGACUGGUGCAAACCAGUUACUUUCAGGUGCUUGCUUGAUGGUUAUUGGAAAUUCCACGGUCACUAUCCAGCAGCUUGCAGAGAUCCUUAAAAUGGCCGACUCUCCACUUCACCCCAAGGAUGUAUUUGAUUCUGAUAAACAAGAUGAUGGUCGUGCGCUGCGGACUUUUAGUGCUCCAACUCUAGCCGCUGCACUUCGGCUUGAAAACAAUACCGCUUUGAUCAUAGCUCAUUGCAAAUACUAUCCUGAAUACCCUCUCUGCCCUUGGAAGCAUGGAACUGAACCUUGCAAGCAUAUAUUUGGAUGGAUGCGAGUAGUUUCACCACGCUUCUCAGUCCUGGAUGCCCGAUUUAUGAUGCCUAAAAUCCAUGCAGUGGUCAAAAGUGCCAUGGGUGGCAGAAUCAAAAUACCGCCUUCGGAGCACUUGCAUGCCGGCUAUCAAUAUGCAUUUGGCGAUGAAGAAGUUGCUGAAAACUUUGAACUCCUCCGGACUUGGCCAACAAAUGCUGAAAUCGCACACGAACUCACUACUGCCAACAAGAUUGCCAAUAGCUUGGCAGAGUUAGCUGGAAUGGGUCCGUUAGAAUCAGACGACGAAGAGCUAGACAUUGAUAGUGUGCUUGAGGAGUUCAAAAUCCCUAUUGAGGAUGAGGAUGACACACCGGAUGUAUCGGUAUGUGCAACAAAGGAUUAUCGAGUAAGAUAUGGUGCAAAAUCAGGUGAAUGGCCUGAGGAGCUUGCGUUUUCUGAAGCUGCUUUGUUAGCAAAGGAGCAAAACAAGCUUGAUCUCUUGCUCAAUCAAGUCCCUGACGAGGUUGAAGCGGAUGCCAUUCAAAACGCAGCAAUCUCCAUUGCCAGCUUAAUGAAUCCAACUGGCCAACAAAGAUCGCUGGGUAUUGGUUGA
Molecule: messenger RNA, 2985 nt
Organism: Melampsora larici-populina 98AG31
Lineage: Eukaryota; Fungi; Basidiomycota; Pucciniomycetes; Pucciniales; Melampsoraceae
Exons: 8
Coding region: 1-2985 (994 amino acids)
Source: RefSeq, a predicted model, not a curated record